AACCAAAAGUUCCCCACGGGCGUCUCUGGUUGGGCAGCAGCACGCGCUCUGCGUGGCCUUGAACUCCUUUACUCUCACAAACGCUUUUGUCCGUUUACUGGCUCCGCCAACUACACAAAAAAACUGUUUUUGGAAGCUUUAUAUCAAAUGGAUCGGUAUAGCAGGCCAUAUAGACGGUCGAGCAAAGGCAACCUAAACGUGGAAAGGAAAAUCUGCUGGCAGUUCAUCAAUGGAUGUUGCCGCUAUGGUCAGAGCUGUUACUAUCUGCAUGAGUUUCCAGCAGUACCACCAUUUCAGGUUCAGUGCAGGUACUUCCAGAAAGGGGGUUGCUGGUUUGGUGAUCGCUGCAGGUAUCUCCAUAUUUCUCAAGGAGCUGAAGGGCCUUCAGGGAACAGCAGGCGAGGUUCCGCACCAGCAGUGUAUCACCCUCCAUUGGCCAGCCAUGCUUUUGCAGACCGUCGGGGAUCUGAGCCCUCUCUUCCAGCUCAGGGGGCAUGUAGUCUGAAUCGGAGGGGUUCUGAAUCCCUGGUCACAAGUAUCAGUGUGCUACAGCAGAAUUUUGAGUGCUUAAACACAGGCAUUGCAGAGGAGGAAGAGUUUGGAGUUGAGGAUGUACCUUCUCAGCAUGGUGCAUUAAGGCAUAUGCAACAAAACAACCCUACAUACUCCAAUCCUUUACACAAUGGUAGUUCAGUAAGUUCUCUGCCUGGUGCAGCACCUGCUAAAGUCCUUAAAGUAACCAUGCCUGAAGAUGAAACACAGGUGACCAGUCUGACAAAGAGACCAGAUCAGGGUGGUGCUGCAGUGUCAACUACGCAGCAAAACUUGGGGACCUUUGACCAAAGCAAAGAUGUGGCCUGCGGCAUCUGCAUGGACAAGAUUUCUGAGAAAUUCACUGCUCAGGAGCAGCGUUACGGCAUCCUACCCAACUGUAAUCAUGCUUUCUGUAUUAGCUGCAUUGUCACCUGGCGAAAGACAAAAGACUUCCAAGAGGAUGUCAUCAAGGGCUGUCCGCAGUGCAGAGUAAAGUCCUCCUUUUAUAUUCCCAGCAAGCACUGGGUCUGUGAUGGGGAGGAAAAGGCAUCACUGAUAGCCUCUUUUAAAGAGAAGAGCAGUAAAUUAAAGUGCACUUUCUUCAUGCGUCAUGGAUGCUGCCCCUUUAAGUCAGAGUGCAUCUACAGUCAUGAUGGGCUCCCUUUUACACACUGUCGCAGGCGAUGUGUACCCAGGGUAACACUUGCUUGUUUGUCCACACCCUUUUUAAAAUUGCAUGUUGUCUAUCAUGUUUGUGAGCUGUACGUAUUAAUAUAUUGCCUUUCAAAAAAUUCAGUUUUCAUGAUUCACCAGUGUUAGGAAUAGUCUGAUUACCAAGUAGUUACUGCAAUCUAGUUACUUUUAGUCCAAAAGUAGUGAAACAAAUUUGACUUGAUGUUAAAUCAGUUUACAGUUGAAAUGUUUCAAUUACGUCAGAUAUUUUUUACAGUUGAAGUCAGAAGUUUACAUACACUUUAGCCAAAUACAUUUAAACUCAGUUUUUCACCAUCCCUGACAUUUGAUCAUAGAAAAUAUUCCCUGUCUUAGGUCAGUUAGGAUCACUAUUUUAAGAAUGUGAAAUGUAAGAAUAAUAGUAGAGAAUGAUUUAUUGCAGCUUUUAUUUCUUCACAUACCCAGUGGGUCAGAAGUUUACAUACAGUUUGUUAGUAUUUGGUAGCAUUGCCUUUAAAUUGUUGAAAUUGGGUCAGACUUUUUGGGUAGCUUUCCACAAGCUUCUCGCAAUAAAUUGCUGGAAUUUUGGCCCAUUCCUCCAGACAGAACUGGUGUAACUCAGUCAGGUUUGUAGGCCUCCUUCCUCGAACACGCUUUUUCAGUUCUGCCCACAAAUUUUCUAUUGGAUUGAGGUCAGGGCUUUGUGAUGGUCACUCCAAUACCUUGAAUUUGUUGUCCUUGAGCCAUUUUGCCACAGCUUUGGAGGUAUGCUUGGGGUCGUCCAUUUGGAAGACCCAUUUGUGAACAAGCUUUAAAUUCCUGGCUGAUGUCUUGAUGUUGCUUCAAUAUAUCCACAUAAUUUUCCUUGAUGAUGCCAUCUAUUUUGUGAAGGGCACCAGUCCCUCCUGCAGCAAAGCACCCCCACAACAUGAAGCUGUCACCUCCAUGCUUCACGGUUUGGAUGGUGUUCAGCUUGCAAGCCUCACCCUUUUUCCUCCAAACAUAACGAUGGUCAUUAUGGCCAAACAUUUAAAUUUGUUUCAUCAGACCAGAGGACAUUUCUCCAAAAAAGAUCUUUGACCCCAUGUGCACUUGCAAAUUAUAGUCUGGCUUUUUUUUUUAUGGCAGUUUUGGGGCAGUGGCUUCUUCCUUGCUGAGCAGCCUUUCCGAUUAUGUCGAUAUAUGACUCGUUUUACUGUGGAUAUAGAUACUUGUCUACCUGUUUCCUCCAGCAUCUUCACAAGGUCCUUUGCUGUUGUUCUGGGAUUGAUUUGCACUUCGCACCAAACUACGUUCAUCUCUAGGAGACAGAAUGUGUCUCCUUCCUGAGAGGUAUGAUGGCUGCAUGGUCCCAUGGUGUUUAUACUUGCGUACUAUUGUUUGUACAGAUGAACGUGGUAACUUCAGGCAUUUGGAAAUUGCUCCCAAGCAUGAACCAGACUUGUGAAGGUCCAGAUAUUAUUAUUUUUUAUUUAUUUUUUUAUUACCUGAGGUCUUGGUUGAUUUAUUGUUUUGAUUUUUCCCAUGAUGUCAAGCAAAGAGGCACCGAGUUUGAAGGUAGGCCUUAAAAUACUUCCACGGGUACACCUCCAAUUCAGUACACCACCUAUCCGAAGCUAAUUGUCUAAAGCCUUGACAUAAUUUUCUGGAAUUUUCCUAGCUGCUUAAAGGCACAGUUAACUUGAUUUAUGUAAACUUCUAACCCACUGGAAUCGUGAUAUAAAGGUGAAACAAUCUGUCUGUAAACAUUUGUUGGAAAAAUUACUCGUGUCGUGCACAAAGUAGAUGUCCUAAAUGACUUGCCAAAACUAUAGUUUGCCAAUAUUAAAUCUGUGGAGUGGUUAAAAAAUGAGAUUUAAUUAACCUAACCCCAACCUAAGUGUAUGUAAAGUUCUGACUUCAACUGUAAAUUGAUUAUUUGGGUUACACAACUCUGAAUACAUUUGAACUAUGAAUUGUUCAAACAUACAUCUGUUUGCAUUUGUGACCGCUGAAGAGUUACUAAUGAGUGUUGCUGUGCGUAUUACUUGUAUGCAACAAUGAACAAGGAGGAAAUGCUUCUAGCUUUACAGAAAAUCAUGCAUUAACAAAUGUAACUAUAAAGUCUUUGAGUGAU
Myxocyprinus asiaticus (Chinese sucker) is the source of this 3322-nucleotide messenger RNA. Its product is annotated as probable E3 ubiquitin-protein ligase makorin-1. The record is from RefSeq and is a predicted model, not a curated record. NCBI's taxonomy places the organism in Eukaryota, Metazoa, Chordata, Actinopteri, Cypriniformes, Catostomidae. Gene Ontology annotation, biological process: protein polyubiquitination. Gene Ontology annotation, molecular function: ubiquitin protein ligase activity; metal ion binding. Bases 148 to 1353 code for a protein of 401 amino acids. The transcript has 7 exons.